AUAAUAAUAAUAAUAAAAAUGAAGAAAAAGGUAUUGUUGAUGGGAAAAAGCGGAUCUGGAAAAACGAGUAUGCGGAGUAUUAUCUUUGCAAAUUAUAUUGCCAGAGAUACCAGACGAUUAGGAGCAACAAUUGAUGUCGAACACAGUCAUGUAAGAUUCCUUGGAAAUUUGGUAUUAAAUUUAUGGGACUGUGGUGGUCAAGAAGCAUUCAUGGAAAACUAUUUUGCCUCACAACGGGAUAAUAUAUUCAGAAAUGUUGAAGUUUUGAUUUAUGUAUUCGAUGUAGAAUCCCGUGAAUUAGAUAAAGAUAUGCAUUAUUAUCAAAGUUGUUUGGAAGCAAUACUACAAAAUAGUCCAGAUGCUAAAAUAUUUUGUCUUGUUCAUAAAAUGGAUUUGGUUCAAGAGGAUCAAAGAGAUGUUAUAUUUAGAGAACGGGCUGAAGACUUGAAAAAACUUAGUCUCCCUCUUGAUUGUACUUGUUUCAGAACAAGUAUAUGGGAUGAAACUUUAUACAGGGCAUGGUCUUCCAUUGUUUACAUGCUGAUUCCAAAUGUUAAGGAAUUGGAACAAAGUCUCGAACAAUUUGCCAAUAUUAUUGAUGCCGAUGAAGUUUUAUUAUUUGAAAGAGCAACUUUUCUUGUAAUCAGUCAUUGUCAAAGAAAAUAUCACAGAGAUGUUCAUCGUUUUGAAAAAGUUUCUAAUAUUAUAAAACAGUUUAAAUUGAGUUGUAGUAAAUUAGCAUCUCAAUUUUUGAGUAUGGAAGUAAGAAAUACUAAUUUUGCUGCUUUUAUUGAUGUAUUUACUUCAAAUACAUACGUUAUGGUAAUAAUGUCUGAUCCAGCAAUACCUUCAGCAGCAACGCUUAUCAAUAUUAGAAAUGCUCGAAAGCAUUUUGAAAAAUUGGAACGCGUAAGUCAAAGUUCAGCGUUGAAUGGAUAA
Molecule: messenger RNA, 939 nt
Organism: Cotesia congregata
Lineage: Eukaryota; Metazoa; Arthropoda; Insecta; Hymenoptera; Braconidae
Source: the annotation of a GenBank genome assembly